UCAGGAUCGGGACAAACCAGACGUGGUCGAGGCGUCACACGAUUGCCAGAUGUGACAUCUGGACGCGUGGAUGGGCAGAGGAGACAUGUUGACAUCGACCCCAGAUCAGGUCAUCCAUCAGGGCCAAAUGCUGAUAGGUUUAGGAGUUAUCUGGGUAAGUUAGCAAAAAGUCAUGUCUCUAUCCUUCAUGCAACUUGGGAUGACGUCCCAGAGGUCGACAAGAACUUCUUAUGGCAAGAUAUUCAGCAACAUUAUGAUAUUCCAAACACAAUACAAAUUAGAAAGAAAGUGUUAUCGCAUAUAGCGAUAAGAUGGAGGGAUUUCAAGACAAGGCUGACACGACUAUAUGUCUUUGGAGACAGGAAACAUGAAAAUCCAUGUCAGCAAUAUACCUUCACAGAGGAGGACUGGAUACAGUUUCGUGCAUCUAGAGAGUCUGACGAAUGAAAGGGUAAAAGGUUAGCUGCCCAAGAAAGACAAAGGCUAAACGAUGCACCACACUUGUUAUCACGAGGUGGUUAUGCAAAACUAGAUGCCUUGGGAUUUGAGUCGCCGGACCUUGCACCUGCACCUGCUAGGUACGAGCUGUGGAAGGCUGCUCGGACUAAAUCUGAUGGGAACAUGACAUCUUCCUCAGCUGCCUUGAUCUCACAAAGAAUUGAUGAGUUGGUUGAGCAGCAGACUCAGGGAACAUUUGCUGGCCAAGGUAGGGACGACAUUCUAACAAUGGCCAUUGGAAAGCUCGAGCACCCAGGACGUGUACGUGGAGUUGCUAGGGCGAUUGGUCUUCCUGACUACUUUGGCCCUACACAGAAAACCACAACAUCAAUGAGUCAGGAGACACUGAGGCAGAUGGACCUUCAGUGGGAGGAAAGACUCAACCAAAGCAUGAGAUCAAUGGAGCAACGAUUCAUGGAGCAACUACAAGAACAAAAAGAAAUACAAAGAGCGCUUGAAGAGAAGCUGCAUUCCAUGAUGCAAGGCAACAUGGGGACCGCUGAAACUCCCACACCACCUCGUGUCAGCACUAGAGGAUCAUGCUCUGCUGUAGAACCUACUCAGUAUAGCGGUCAAUAUGAGCUGUUGGUUGAUGGGGAUCCCCCACGCAUUGUGGCUGUCGGACGCGUGCUUGAGGGAGGGCAAACUAUUCAUGGUGUUCCCAUAUUACCCCAUCACGUGCGUGUGACGAUUGACGAGAUUCGGGAUCCCCAGGCUCAGGUGCCUGUACCCACUCCAGAAAUUAAUUUAUUGGGGGAGGCCAUAGGAUCAUUUAUAGCCUGGCCUAGAGCAUUGAUCAUGUCACACAUCGCUACUCCACAGUUCACACGUCCUCAGAAGCAGCCGAUUCAUGAUACAGUCAUACAUGAAGAUGAUGACAUGGCUGAAGCGGAGGAUGAUCCUCUAUCAAAGCUAAUGACAAGAUUACCCAGGUUGAAGAAAGCACCAUUAGAACUAUACUGGGAUUUGAGAGUAUUUGGUCUUCCCCCCCUUGUGCCAGUAUAUAUCACAUUGCCUGAUGCAUUGGAGGUGAUUGGGGGAGACAGGAUGUUGAAUAUUUCCAUCAUUCAACUGUGGUGCAUGUACAUGGACACAAUCGUUGUAGACCAAGGUCGGUCUUCCAUGUACGGAUUUGUUGAACCUCAGACUAUUCAACCUUCUAGUAACACACUUGAAAACAGACAACAUUAUUUGCAAACAUGGAUGGAUGAGUCAAAAAGAGACGUAUACCUUAUGCAAUACAUUGAUAGGUCGCACUGGCAGCUGAUGGUCAUCAUUUCCAAACAAUGUAAAAUUAUAUGGUUUUGUUUGUUGCAUAGGAAGAUGAAAAAUGACUUGAGAACAAUGCUUCAAGGAGUUAUUGGUAAAUCUCGAGGUCAACUCGUUCAAAUUUUGUAUCCAAAGUGUAACCAGCAGCUAGAUUCAUGGGAAUAUGGCUUCUAUGUCAUGUGUUGGAUUAAGACCAUCAUUCGAGCUGUCAUUACAGAUGACUGGAAUGAGUGCUUCAAGAGUACAUCUCCUAUACCAGAGGACACAAUUAGGCAGAUAAGGCAGGAGUGGACAGCUUAUCUUCUGCAAAUAUGGAGUUAGAAAUAGUUUUAUUUGUUGUUGAACAUUGC
Messenger RNA from Vigna angularis (adzuki bean), 2117 nucleotides. RefSeq lists its product as uncharacterized. Bases 622 to 2088 code for a protein of 488 amino acids. The transcript is spliced from 10 exons. The record is from RefSeq and is a predicted model, not a curated record. Lineage: Eukaryota; Viridiplantae; Streptophyta; Magnoliopsida; Fabales; Fabaceae.